AUUGAAAAUGGAGUAGUGUAGAAGACUGGGCGGUAGUAAUACCUGUAGGUGUGUCAGUUGCGCGGUUUUCCGCGGUUUUUACCGUGAUAACGUGACCGGAUACCGCCACAUUUACUUUAUAUAAAUAAGUUGUUUUUUUUUUUUCAUAUAUUAUUAUUAUUAUAUUAUAAAUUAAUUUUAUUAUUUUAUAAAUCUCCAUAUAUUUAUAAAUAUUUUUUAAAACCCGCUAUUCAUAACGAACGAGAGCACACGUCUCUGCUAUAAUUGAGAUAAAAAAAAAUCAGUGUGUGAUUGCGGUAGGUGUGGUGUCUUAUGUAAAGAAGAGAUUUAUUUACUUGUAAUUUCUAAUAAAAUAUAUAUGUAUAUACAUAUAUGUAUAUAUGUUGUGUGAAAAGUAAUAAAAAUUAAUUUGGUUGUAAAGUGGGCAGUAAAAGAUGGGCGAUUGGAUCAUCAGUUGGCAAAUGCAUCAAGAUUUUACAUCAGAUUUAAUCACAAUCACUGAUAAAUCAUCAUCGUCAUCAUCAUUAUUAUCAUCGGAAUCAUCAGAAGUCGGUGUAAAAAUAAUAACGUCGAGUGAUAAUUGUAAUUGUAUUGAACAUCACCGGCAGCAGACACUCAAGAUCCCUUUUAUUUCUUCAAUUUAUUCAACAGAGACACAAGAAUUUAACCAAUGACGUAUUGGUCUUAUAGAGAUAGACAAUUAAUGAAUUACAUGUUUAUUUAAAAAGCAAAACGUACUGUGACGUAUUUAUUAUUUAAAUAUUUAGUCGUGUGUCUGUGCGUAUGUCCUGAGUUGUCAAAAUGUGGAAUAUGAUGUGCGAUGUGAUGCCAACGAUCGCUGAGGACAGCAUCAGCCAGAGAAGCUCACAAUUCUCUGGUGAAGAUGCAAACUUCGAGCAGCUCAUGGUCUCCAUGCUCGACGAACGGGACAAACUCAUGGACUCACUUCGCGAGAGCCAGGAGAGACUUCAAGAGGCCGAAGUCAGACUUCAAGAAGUCGAGAAAGAACGCGAUGCUCUCAAUAGACAAAUAAAUGCCAACGUUCCUCAGGAAUUUUCUCAACUGACGAAAGAAUUAUCAGCAGCACGUGAAAGUAUACUUGAACGUGAAGAAGAAAUAUCGGAAUUAAAAGCAGAACGUAAUAAUACUCGGCUACUACUUGAACAUCUGGAAUGUCUAGUAUCAAGACACGAAAGAUCUCUCAGGAUGACGGUGGUGAAGAGACAAGCGGCUGCACAAUCCGGAGUGUCGUCCGAGGUCGAGGUACUCAAGGCACUCAAGAGUCUCUUCGAGCAUCACAAGGCUUUGGAUGAAAAGGUCCGAGAACGAUUAAGAGUCGCGCUAGAAAGAAAUACAAGUCUGGAGGAAGAACUUGCACGGACCAAAGAUGAGUUGCAGCAAUACAAAGCCGCCGGGUAUCAACCCGGCUCUUCAUCCUCGUCAUUAAAAACUCUGGAAGAUAAACCCAAAGAAAAUGGGCAAUUGGACGAACAACAGCAGCAACAAUUGCAAAAUAAGAAUGAGGAUCAGGAGACGAUAACUCUGGAGGAAGGUGAACAUGAACCGAGUAAACGAGUAGGUGAUCAAAGUGAUCAUGGUAUUGCGGAGGAGAAGGAUGUGGAGACUGUCGAGGAUGAGAGUAGACUCAGCAACGGCGAUGCUAUUGAUGAGGAUCCAGUUGCUGUUGAUUUGCAGGCUACCCUUGAUAAGCAGAAUUCAGAGAUCGCCACGUGGCAACGACGAGUUGGUGAGCUCAGCGGACGUGUUGCUGAAUUAGAAGAGACUUUGAAUAAGACACAAAAAGAGUUCAUGAAGACACAAGAAGCGAACAAUAAAUUGCAACGCGACUUGAGAGAAAAUGUCGCUCAGAAAGAAGAUCAGGAAGAGAGAAUAGCGACUCUGGAGAAAAGAUAUUUGAAUGCUCAGCGGGAAUCCACUAGCGUGCACGACUUGAAUGAAAAACUUGAACAAGAAUUGAAGCACAAGGAAGAUCAGCUCAAGUUGCAAGAAAAGAAAAUCGCAGCAAUCCAAGAAAAAUUAGAACUCGCAGAACAAAAGUUAGCGCAGUAUGCGAAAUUACCUGAGAUGGAGGAACAAUUGAAGCAGAGGAUGGAGGCACUGACGCAGGUGAGGAGGCCCAACCAGAUUUGUGAUGUAUUAAAUAAGCAGGCGCAAGAAAAACAUGGCAGCGCUGAGGAUAGAAUACAAAGACUGGAAACUCAAUUAGAAGAAAAGAAUGGGGAGGUGAUGCGUCUUAAUCAGCGUUUGAAGAUGAAUGAAGAGCACAAUACCCGGCUAAGUAGUACCGUUGAUAAAUUAUUGUCAGAAUCGAAUGAGAGACUGCAAGUGCAUUUGAAAGAAAGAAUGCACGCGCUGGAGGAGAAAAAUGCGCUGACCCAAAACUUGGAGAAAAUGCGUAAAAUAGCUGAAGAUUUGCAAAAUGAAAAAGAUGAAUUGAUUAAAGAAUUGACUAAAGCAAGAUUAGAAAUAGACAGCGUUAAACGUCAAAUGUUGCAGCAAGAAAUAGCAUUUAAUAUUCAACAGACUGAUGCACUGACACGUAGUUUAUCACCAAAUGCCGUUACGUUGGUUGAACCAGCGUCAUCUUCCAGAAGUGCCAGCCACAGUAGUUUUGAUACUCAUUCAUUACCAAGACGUGCUACUGGUAAACGGAUUAUUGAUGAUGAUUCCGCAAAGAGUUACGUAGCUCGCACAUUAGCAGAACAAGAGUGGGAAAAAUUACAGCAAGCCCACGUGCUGGCAAACGUACAGCAAGCAUUCGACGUAUCAAGUGACGCAGAAGUAGACGGUGACAACGAGAGUUUGUUCAGUUCAGCUGCAGACAUGAUCAGCCCAUCUGAUCAAACAGACGCCCAGACACUCGCGAUGAUUCUCCAAGAGCAACUCGACGCAAUAAACAUCGAGAUACGAUUGAUACAAGAAGAGAAACAGAGUACCGAAGCACGUGCCGAAGAAUUAGAAUCACGAGUAGGUAGUCUGGAGCACAUGAACCUAUUGUCACGUGGUCGUAGUCACGAGCGUGCUUCUCCACCACUGAGCGGUCGGUCAACACCCAAAUCUCAUCACAGUCCCAAUCGCGAUUAUCUCCAUAAAUAUCAUACUGCACCAGCCUCAAUGUCACCUGCGCAUCUUCAUCAAUAUGCAUCUUCAUUGGCUAGCCCAUCGGGACAACUGUCUGAGUCUUUGCCUGCCAGCCAGUUACAGCUGUCAGGUGAAGAAUUGCACUCCGUUAACGACCGUGACGGUAGCAUGGGCGGUGGGAUGAACAGCGGGCUAAGUAUGAAUAAUGACGCAGCAUCACCAUCAACAGCCAGAUCCAUAAGACUCGAACGUGUCGUCCAGGCACUAGCGCACAGCCAAGAAGAAUUACGGAGACGCACAGGUCAUACCGGAUUUCCCAAUGCCGGUUAUCCGACCCACAGGCAUGGGCAUCAUAACAACGGCACGCUGAAUUGUGGGACACCACCUUCACCGUUGUCUUCACGUCAUAGCAGCCAGGACAGUCUACACAAAAACAAUUACAUCGGAAUGUCCAGCAGCGGAAUGGGUCAUCCAGGUGUUGGUUUACCACUCGGUCAGCUGUCAAGUUCUCACUUGCAAAUGCAGGCCAGUGGCAUGAGUCCGGCUACUGCUGCUGCUGUUGCUGCUGCCCAGAAAAAGAAGGGAAUCAAAAGUAGUCUUGGAAGAUUCUUCAGUAAAAAAGACAAGAUUAAAUCGAAGGACAAUUCCAUGGGAGCUGAUAUGGCCGGAUUUGGUCCUGGUGGCGCGAGUACACCAGCAGAUCCAGACUAUGGUGACAGUGUCACUGUAGUCGGUACUCAAUUGAGUGGUAGUAAGACUGAAUUUGAUCGUAGGAAAAAGAAAAGCAUGUUGGAUUCGUCGCGACAUGAACUGCUGGCAGAGGCAAUGAAAGCCGGAACACCAUUCGGACUAUGGAAUGGCCCGACAAUUGUCGCGUGGCUGGAACUGUGGGUCGGCAUGCCCGCUUGGUACGUCGCUGCUUGUCGUGCGAAUGUAAAAAGUGGUGCUAUAAUGAGCGCUCUGAGUGACACGGAGAUACAGCGCGAAAUAGGAAUAAGCAAUCCGUUGCAUCGACUGAAAUUACGACUGGCCAUACAAGAAAUGGUGUCGCUGACCAGUCCAUCGGCUCCUAAAACCUCACGCACGACAUUGGCCUUCGGCGACAUGAAUCAUGAAUGGAUCGGCAACGUCUGGUUACCGAGUCUUGGGUUACCACAGUACAGAUCAACGUUCAUGGAGUGCCUUGUCGAUGCACGGAUGCUUGAUCAUCUUAACAAAAAGGACUUACGUGGACAGCUGAGAAUGGUUGACAGUUUCCACAGAACAAGUCUUCAAUAUGGAAUUUCAUGUUUGAAACGAUUGAAUUAUGAUAGACAACAACUUGAAGACAGAAGACGAAUGGCUGAGAGUGCGAAUGUUGAUGUUAUAGUAUGGAGUAAUGAUCGUGUUAUUAGAUGGGUUCAAUCAAUUGGUCUUAAGGAAUACGGGAACAAUUUAUUAGAAUCUGGAGUUCAUGGUGCCCUUAUUGCCCUGGACGACAGUUUCGACGCUAAUUCAUUUGCACUUACUCUACAAAUACCGACCCAAAAUACCCAAGCAAGACAACUAUUGGAAAUGGAAUUUUCAAAUUUACUUACCGUUGGCACGGAGAGGCAUCCAGACGAAUCGAACAGUUUGAAAUCUUGAUCAAAUUUACCAGCCAGGCCAUCAUUACCACGCCAUCAUCAACCCCAUCACGUCUAGUCUACCGCAGCUACUGUACCGCGCUGUACAUUUAAAACUUACGGAGUAACAAUAUAAAAAAUAUUUAAAUUUUAAAAGCGUUCGCGCUUUUUGAGUAUCGAUGCAGUGAAAGGGUAACGGAAUUUUGUUUUUACUCGCAAUCACAGCAGGUUCAUAUCAAUUUACUCCAGUCUAUCAGACAAAUCUGAUCGUAAAUUAUUGAUAUCUAUAUAAAUAUAUAUAAAUAUAUACAUAUAUUUAUAACGGGAGGUAAAAUGGACAGAAAAUUUCUGACUGAUUUUUUUAGUCUACCCGUUUUACCCCCGCCUUUAUAUAUAUAUUUAUAAAUAUUAUUGAUAUUUAAAGAAACGGAAGCACUCAGUGCUUUAUUUAAUUAAUAUAUUAAUGUAAUUUAAUUAUUAUUAUUAAAAAAAAUAUGAAACCGCUAAUUAAUGGUGAAGAAAUAUAUCAAGUCGCAUUCCUAGUAUUGUAAAUGAUUUAAUAAAAUGUGGAAAUGGAGAGAGAAAAGAUAAAAAAUAAUAAUAAUAAUUAAAUAAGUAAGAGUGCGUGUAAAAAUAAAAUAAAAAAAAUAAAAAUGAAGAAAUCAAGACGGCAACUCCAAGUGACAAUAAUUCCAUCGGGCUGAAUUAUUUAUUUGUUGCUUUUUUUUAAUCAUUAAAUAAUAAAUUAGUAUCAUAAAUUUUUUCAUCAUAUAUAAUAAUAAUAAUAAUGAUAAUUAUUAUUUAUAAAAUUACCGUUGUAUUAUAAAUCGUGUAACUUGAAGAAUGCAAAUGCGCACGCAUCAUAAAUCGCACAAAAAAAAAAAACUAAUCACUUAAAUUAUUACUCUAAUUUAUAAAUUGUGGCUCCAAUGUGCCAUUGAAGGGAAUGAAAAUUUUCGAAUUUGAAUUUUGAAUUUAAAAUAUAAAUUUUUUUAACAGUAAAAUAUAAGUGCGAGUUUAUAAAAUAAAAAAAAAAGUAGUCUUGAUACUUUACACAAUCUCUGAUUAAAUAUUUAUGUAUCUACGAUAAUAAAUAAUAAUAAUAAUAAUAAUAAUAAUAAUAAUAAUAAUAAUAAUAAUAAUAAUAAUAACAAUAAUAAUAAUAAUUUAUUAAAUAUAUAGACAAAUAUGUAUAUGAAAAAUGAUGAAAUGAAAUUUAGAUACAACAAAACCAUCGAGUAUUCGUAUUAAAAAAAAAAAAAAUGUUAACACAGGACAACUGUACUUUAUACACAUUAAUAUAUUAUUAUUAAUUAAUUAAUUAAUUAAUUAACGUGAGAAAUUAUUGAGAGUUAUAUUUAAAAAACGAGGGUGGGUAUGCACAAGCACAAUUAUUUACUCUCGUUAUUUAUUUAUUAGUUACCGAUUAAAUUUAAAUGGAAAAAUGAGAUAAAAUUUGUGAGUGUGCGUGGUACGAUGAUGAAUAAUUGGGCGGUUCAAAUUCAUAAUCAUUAAAAAAAUUAUAUAAAUAUUUGCAUGAAUAUUUAUAGUAGGAUCCGAAUAGUUCGUCAUAACUAAAUACAUUACAAUUUAAUAUUUAUUAACUUUGACAACGUCGAUGAUUUGGAUUUAUUAUUUCAAAAAAUUAAUAAGUAUUUUAAUUUUUUUUUAAAUACGGGGAUAAGUAAUCAGAUAUCAUCAUAUAUGAGCAGGUAUGAAUUCUUGUAUGAUCAUAUGUGGUCAGGUAUGACCAGGUUUGAAUUCGAGUAUGGCUACAUAUGAUCAAGUUUAAGAUCAUAUGGUUACAUGAUCAGGUUUGACUUCAUAUGUGAUCAGGUAUGAGUAUACAUGGGAUCAGAUACGUGUUUAUGUGUGAAGGGGUACGAGCUUACAUAUGAUCAGGUACGAGUUAGUAUAAGUUUAUGUGUGAUCAGGUAUGAGCUUACACGUGAUCAGGUAUGGCUUCAUAUGUGAUCAGGUAUGACUUCAUAUGUGAUCAGGUAUGACUUCAUAUGUGAUCAGGUAUGACUUCAUAUGUGAUCAGGUAUGACUUCAUAUGUGAUCAGGUAUGACUUCAUAUGUGAUCAGGUAUGACUUCAUAUGUGAUCAGGUAUGACUUCAUAUGUGAUCAGGUAUGACUUCAUAUGUGAUCAGGUAUGACUUCAAAUAUGAUCAGGUAUGACUUUAUAGGUGAUCAGGUACGAACUUACGUAUGAUCAGGUAUGACUUUAUAGGUGAUCAGGUACGAGCUUACGUAUGAUCAGACAUGAAUUCGAAUGUGAUUAGGCAUGGCUUGACGUGUGAUCAGGUGCCUGUUCAUAUGUGGUCAGGUAUGAAUUCACGCGUGAUCAGGUAUGAAUUAAUAUAUGAUCAUACGUAUUUAUGUAAGAUCAGGUGUAGGAUCAGGUAUGGCUUCAUAUGUGAUCAGGUAUGAGUUCAUAUGUGAUCAGAUAUGACUCCAUUUAUGAGAGGUAUGACUUUAUAGGUGAUCAGGUACGAGCUUACGUAUGAUCAGACAUGAAUUCGAUUGUGAUCAGGCACGACUUGACGUGUGAUCAGGUAUCUGUUCAUAUGUGAUCAGGUAUGAAUUCAUACAUGAUCAAAUAUGAGUUUAUGUCAAAUCUUGUGUGAGUUUGAACCUUAUCAGAUAUGAUUCCAUCAACGCAUUUUUUUCUAAUAAAAUACUUAUUGAAUCAAUGAAAUAUUUAAAGAAAUAAUCAUCGAUAAAGUUAUCGCGUCUUAAAAAAUCUAUUAUUUUAUGCCUGCCUCUAAAAAAAACUAAAAGAAUUUAAUCAAGUAUAUUAUUAUUAUUAAAAUAAUAAAUAAAUAAUAUAUUAAAUGCGAAUGAAUGUGCGCGCAUAUAAAAAAUUAAACAUUUCUACGUAGAUUCAAAAUUAUAAUAAUAAUAACAAUAAUAAUAAUAAUAAUAAUAAUAAUAAUAAUAAUAAUAAUAAUAAUAAUAAUAAUAAUAAUAAUAAUAAUAAUAAUAAUAAUAAUAAUUAUAAAACGAUUUAAUCGCGGGCAUUUUAUACCGAAAUAAAAAAAAUGAUUAAAAAAUACUAAACAGACUUAUUAAGUGAAAAAUAUAUACACGUGAUGCACGUGGGUAAUCUUGACUUGAGACAUUUAAAAAAUAAUAUAUAUAUAUAUAUAUAUAAAUAUAAAUAUAAAUAUUUAAAUAGACGUGAUUAAUUAUGUGAAUAAAAAAUAAUUUUAAAUGAAUUGUCGCGGCUGUCGAUCGAUCGUAUGUUUGACUUUUACAUAAAUUUGAAUAUAUAUAAAUAUAUAUUUAAAUAAAUAAAUAAAUUUUCAUAUAAAAUGCAUAAUCCCAUUAAUUUUUAAUUAAUUGUAAAUAAAUAUAUUUUUUUUUUUUUUUAGAAAAAUUGCAGUAUUAUAAUUUUUUUUUUUUUUUUUUGAAUUUGUAGUACGCUUUUAUAAUACUAGUGGUGCCAUCGUUGUUUAUUUAUAACUUAAUUAUUUAAUUGACUUAAUCAAAAAUAAAAUAAAUUUAUUAAAUAAUUAAAUUUAUUAAUUAAUCCCAUAUUAAUAUAUUUCAUAUUUAAUUAUCAUUGUUAUUAUUAAUAAUUUUAAAAUAAAUAGACUUGACAAACGCACAAUUGUGGCUUCGAUCGAUCGAUAGUUAAAAUUUUUAGCGAAAUAUUUAAAAAGUAAAUAAAUAUUAUUACAAUCGUGAGCGUAUGAUUGGUUAAUUUUUUUAGGAUAGUCAAAAAUAAUAUUGAUAAUAAUAAUAUUUGAGUGGAAUAACACGUUAAAAAUUUUGCGACAACGAUCAAGCGAAUUAGUCGAUUUAAUAUUUAAAAUAAACUUUUUGAAAAUAAAAUUAAAUAAAGGAGAGAAGGCUAGUAGGGAUAAUUAAUAAUUUUUAAAAAUAUAAAUAUAAAUAUGUAAACUACUUUACACUGAGCGAAAAAGAUAUUUUAUUACUUUACCAAAUUCAUGAAAUUUUAUUUUUUUAUAAAUUUUAUUAAAUUAUUUACCAAGAAAUUUUUUUCCGUGAAAUUUACUACGGAAUACUUUAAUAAAAUUUUUAUUUAAAACUUUAAUUCUUUAGAAUUUUUUUUAAAUUUCUACUUUUUUAUUUCAAGAUCCGCGUAGGAUUUUUUUUUUUAUUAAAAAAUCUGUUAACUUCACAAUUUUACUAGUGUAGCGAAGUGCGAAAGCCGCAGGUCUGGUAGUCCGUAGAACUCGGGUUCGAAUCCCAGUGUAGGCAUGAGAUUCUACCGCUGACAUUUAAAUGACCCGCGUAUUUUUAAAUUUCGCAAAUUAAAUUAUUCAAAUUUUAUCCGCGAUAUUUACUACUGAAAAUUUUACUAAAAUUUUUAUUUAAAACUAAUUUUUAGAAACUAAAAAAAACUCCAGUUUUCUAUUCUAAAAUCCGCGUCUAUUUUUAUUUUCUCUAAAUUUUUUUUCUAAUAAAAAAUCUGAUGACUUCAUAAAUUCUCUAGUGUAGCGAAGUACGAAACCCGCAGGUCUAUUACUCCGCAGAACUCGGGUUCGAAUCCCAGCUUCGGUAUAAGAAUCCGCCGCUGAAAUUUUAAAUAACCCGCGAAUAUUCAAAUUUCGAAAACAAAAAAGUAAAUGAUUUAAAUUUUAAAAUUAAUUUUAUCCGUGAACUCUACUACUAAAAAAUUUAAUAAAAUUUCUAUUUAAAACCGCAGUCCCUUAAUUUUUUUUAAAUUCCACUUUAAUACUCCGCGUCUAUUUUUCUUUUUUUUUCUAAUAAAAAAUACAAACCCACGAAAAAUUCACGAGUGUGUCGAAGUGCGAAAGCCGCAGGUCUGAUACUCCGUAGAACUCGGGUUCGAAUCCCCGCGCCGGUAUAAAAAUUAAAUGACCCGCGAAAUUUAAAAUUCUCAAAAUAAAAAUUUAAAGUUUAUAUUUAAAAUUAAAUUUUUUUCUGCUCAGUGUACUAAAGAUGUGCCCCCGCAAUGUUGUUAUAAUGAUGUUGUUGUGUGAUACUAAGAGUGUCAUUGUUGUUGAUUGUUCAUUUUUUUUUUCCGCGCAAAAAUAUACCCCUUAAAAUCAACGUAUCAUUAUCAUCACGUCAUAACGAUUUAUCAUUAUUAUUUUAUAUCGAUAUAUAUAAAUAAAUAUAUAUUAAAUAAAUAAAUAAAUAAUUAACAAUUGCUAAGUGCAACUUACCGAAAUAAUUGUAUGUAUGUAUGAAAUUAUAAAUAAUUGUACGUAAAUAUUAAAACCAAAUAAUUUUUAUACCAAAGACUUUUUUAAAAUUUAUCGCGCCAUCUUCGUCAUGAAUUAUUUAACAAUUUUUUUUUUUAUAAAUAAAAUUUUUUUUUGUUUUUAGAAAGUGAUACUAACAUAUCGUAAUUUUUUAUUUAUUAUUAUAAUUGUUUUUUAUAAACUUAUUAAAUCAUGACUUUGAUGUUUGCGUUUAAAAAAAAAAAAAAAAAAAAAAAAAUUGGCUUGAUAAUUAUUAAUUAUUAAUUGUUAUAUUGAUUAAUGGGUAAUGAGUGUGUGUUUAAAAAAAAAUGGAUUAAAUAAAAUAAUUAUUUUAUUUUUCGGGAGUUGCACACCAAGCAAUACAAGUUGUAAAUGAAUCAAGUUAUUUUAAUCAUCAUAAUUGUUAGUUUAUAUAAUAUAUAGUGUGCUCUAGCGCAAAAAAAAAAAAACAAAUAAAAAAAACACAUUCCAUAUUACACACACAUGAAAGAUAUAGAAUGGCAACGAGUUGCAAAAUAAAUUAUAGAGAGUAAAAAUAUUAAUGAUGAGUAAAUAAAUAAAUAAAUAAAUAAAUGGAUA
Molecule: messenger RNA, 10487 nt
Organism: Microplitis mediator
Lineage: Eukaryota; Metazoa; Arthropoda; Insecta; Hymenoptera; Braconidae
Gene: Liprin-alpha
Product: liprin-alpha-1
Exons: 20
Coding region: 802-4728 (1308 amino acids)
Biological process (GO): synapse organization
Cellular component (GO): presynaptic active zone
Molecular function (GO): protein binding
Source: RefSeq, a predicted model, not a curated record